Mucor mucedo is the source of this 355-nucleotide messenger RNA. RefSeq names its product acyl-CoA-binding protein. The transcript is spliced from 4 exons. Lineage: Eukaryota; Fungi; Mucoromycota; Mucoromycetes; Mucorales; Mucoraceae. Gene Ontology annotation, biological process: fatty acid metabolic process. Gene Ontology annotation, molecular function: long-chain fatty acyl-CoA binding. The record is from RefSeq and is a predicted model, not a curated record. Bases 36 to 290 code for a protein of 84 amino acids.
UUCUUUUUUUCUUAACCUAAACAAUUUUCUAAAAAAUGCCCUCUGCUCAAUUCAACACCGCUGCUGAAGAAGCCCAAAAGCUCACCACCAAGCCUACCAACGAUCAACUCUUGGAAUUAUACGCCUUGUUCAAGCAAGCUACUGUUGGUGAUAACGAAACCUCCAAGCCUACUUUUGAUAUCAAGGGUCGUUACAAGUGGGAUGCUUGGACCAAGGUUAAAGGUACCUCUCAAGAAGAAGCCGAGCAAAAGUACAUUGCUCUCGUUGAGUCCCUCAAGGCCAGUCAAUAAAUUGACACUCGAUUCCCUUUUUAUUAUUCCACAAUAAAAAUCACAUGUCUUUUUUAUAUUUCUGA